Molecule: messenger RNA, 672 nt
Organism: Calidris pugnax (ruff)
Lineage: Eukaryota; Metazoa; Chordata; Aves; Charadriiformes; Scolopacidae
Product: Down syndrome cell adhesion molecule-like protein 1 homolog
Exons: 3
Coding region: 1-672 (223 amino acids)
Molecular function (GO): protein binding
Source: RefSeq, a predicted model, not a curated record
AUGGUGACCAUGGUGGCCAUCACCCCAUCAGUGGGGAUGAGUGGCACCUGGACCUGGGGGGGGGAUGGCUGGAGACCUGGCCCAAGCCCUGGCUGGAGGGGGCACCUGGAGAUCUUGUUCCCCUGGAAAAUGGGACUCGGGGUCAAUUCUCUCCCUCUGGAAUUAGUGGAGAGCCCCAGAGCCCUUGGGGCGGGGGUGUGUGUCCAUCGGGGUCUGGGGGAUCCCUUAGGACUCCACAGGCAUCUGGGGAGGGCUCGGUACUCGGUGCACAACAGCGAGGAGCGGAAGGAUGUGUUCCUCAGCUCCUCGGAGUGCUCCUUCAAGGUGGAGAGCCUCAAGCGCGGCACCUUGUCCAAGGUGAAGCCGGUGGCCAAGACCAGCGUGAGGGCCAGCCGUGUCAGCGAGAUCAUGGAAGCCAAGACCCACGGCAGAGAGCCCUCCUUCAGCAAGGACCAGCAGGGCUGGAGCAGCGGGGGCUGCCCCAUCACCGCCAUCGUCCUGGAGUACCGGCCCAAGGGCAACUGGGUCUGGCAGAGCCUCCGCACCAACAGCUCCAGCGAGGUCUUCCUGAGGGAGCUGCGGGAGGCCACCUGGUACGAGCUCCGCAUGAAGGCCUGCAACAGCCCUAGGCACUGUCCCCCGCAUCGAGUCCACCCGAGGGGAGGGCGAUGA